GCAAGCCCCCCAUUUCUCUCUCUCUCUCUCUCUCUUUCCUCUCGCUAUAUCUUCUUUUUUGCUCUGUUGCUGAUUUGUUUUCAAAUUUAUUUUUUGUAUUUGUCUUCAUUUUUAUUAUUCUUUUUUCUUUCUGCUGCUACUGUUAAUUUUGAAGCCAUGUGCUUUUAUUUUGUUUGCUUUUGAGGGUGGGAACUGAAGAAGAGAGAAAGGAGGAAUCUAUAUAGCUAGUUGUUGCAACUUUGAAAAUUCACAUGCCAACCCUUUCCCCAAACUAGCUUGCCUGCUUUUCGUAUCUGCUUGUGUAUUUUUUUUCUCUUGUGUGAUAGAAAGAGAGAGAGAGAGAGAGAGAGAGAGAGAGAGAGAGAGAGAGAGGAGGGAGAGAAAGAGAAAGAAAAGAGUUUUGAGACUUUCAUUCCAAACAGCACUGAAGAAAUGACUAAAGAAGAAGACUUUAAGCUCCUCAAGAUUCAGACUUGUGUUCUCAAAGUGAACAUUCACUGUGAUGGGUGUAAGCAAAAGGUGAAGAAACUGCUUCAGAGAAUUGAAGGUGUUUACCAGGUAAGCAUAGAUGCAGAGCUGCAAAAAGUCACGGUUUCGGGGAGUGUAGAUUCUGCAACUUUGAUAAAGAAGCUGGUUAGAGCCGGCAAACAUGCUGAGAUUUGGUCACAAAAGGCCAAUCAAAUCCAAAAUCAGAAGCAAAAGAACAACUGCAUCAAAGAUGAAAAAAACAAGGGUGGACAAAAACAGCAAGGCUUGAUGAAGGGUCUCGAGGCCUUCAAGAACCAGCAGAAGUUCCCUACAUUUGUAUCUGAGGAGGAUGAUGACUAUUUUGAUGAUGAUGAUGAAGACGAAGAAGAUGAGCUGCAGUUUAUCAAAGCAGCAAACCAACUGGGUCAGCUGGGUUUGCUCAGGCAACAGGGCCUUGAUGCUAGUAAUGCAAAGAAAGGUGUUGCGCCCAUUGUGGCAGCUCCUAACAACAAUAAAAUGAACAAUCUUGGUAAUGCGAAUAAUGCUGGAAAAAAAGGGAACAGUACUCCAAAUCUCAAUGUAGGAGUCAGAGUGAAUCCGGGAGGGAUUGAUCAGAAAACUAUGGCAGCUCUGAAAAUGAGCAAUGCUCAUAUUGGAGGUGGAAACAUAAAUAACGGUGGAGAUGCCAAAAGGGGAAAUGACAUUCAUGCCAUGAUGGGGCUUGCUGGUUUACAUGCGAAUGGAGCUAAUAUGGGUAAUGCUACUGGUUCUGCUGCUGCUUUGGGAGGCAAUCGCAAUGGUCUUGGAGGUUUUCAAGUUCAACCUAACAAUGGGUUUCAAGGGCCAUCGUCAGCCGCAGGGAUUCCGAAUAAUGGGUACGUUACUGGUCAAUAUCCAUCAUCUGUGCUCACGAACAUGAAUGGUUACAACCAUCCAUCAGCAAUGAUGAUGAACAUGAACAUGCAGAAUAGGCAUGUCAUGCAACAACAGCCCCAAAUGAUGUAUCAUAGGUCUCCUUUCAUCCCUCCGAAUACAGGAUAUUACUACAACUACAGCCAUGCUGCACCCUACUCUUACCCAGAACAUCCUAACGGCAAUGGUGAUCAUUCUGCAGCAACCCACAUGUUCAGUGAUGAGAACACUGGCAGCUGCUCAAUAAUGUAAUGAAGAAAAAUAUAUGUUGUAAAAAAAAAAAGGAGAGAACACGGGGGUUUUGACUUGAAAUUUCUCUCUUUUUCAAAGAAGCCAGUAGGUUUUGGACAGUGUUAUGAAUGUUUUAUGCGGGAAAAGAUAGGUAUGGAUGGGAUGUCUCAGUGAAUCCUAUCGCUGUAUUGUGUAGUAGUUAAGAUUAUGUUUCUUACUUUUCCUAUUCACCAGCUCUGUCUGCUUGUUUCUUUUCUUGGUUUUAUGGUCUGGCUUCAUUUGUGGGAGUAGUUCGCAUACCACAAUAUAUUAGUAAAUAAACUGAAAAUUGUUUGGA
This is a messenger RNA of Carica papaya (papaya), 1948 nucleotides long. RefSeq names its product Heavy metal transport/detoxification superfamily protein. The record is from RefSeq and is a predicted model, not a curated record. NCBI's taxonomy places the organism in Eukaryota, Viridiplantae, Streptophyta, Magnoliopsida, Brassicales, Caricaceae. Gene Ontology annotation, molecular function: metal ion binding.